AUGCGCUUAAAAACACCAAAACUCUCCAUACUAUCCGCAUACGUAUACUUCCUCACAACCAGUAUCACACAAGUAUCCUCCCAAUCAACUCUCAACUGCACCGCAGAAACCCAAACCGCAAACUCCCAAUCCGACCUCGACACACUUUCAGAAUGCGUGACUCUCUCAGGAAGCCUAACCAUAGGCCGGGACAUCGUAAACGCCACAAUAAACGGCAUCCAAACGAUCCGGGGCGCAUUCAGGAUCCUCUAUGGCGCAAAAGUUGAAAGACUCGAAGCCCCCGAUUUAUCAUUCAUCGGUGGGAUAAUGCAAAUUAACGGCGCCUUAAAUUUAACCGAUAUGCGUAUGCCAAAUCUUGCGAAUGUGGGAGCUCUUCGGUUCGAGUCACUUCCUCGACUUAAAAAGCUGGGGUUUAGUUCGAAGGUUGGAUCUCUAAACGAGGAGUUUACGGCGAUACAGUUGGUUGUGUGGGAUACUGCGAUUGAAACCUUAGAGGAUAUUAUCUAUGACAGGAUUGAGACGGUGCAGAUUAUUCAGAACGAAAAUUUGGUGAACGUUACUUUGCCGGUAAAGAAUAUUACUGGUGUUUUCGCGGUUAGAGAUAAUGGUGAAGGUACGAAGGUUAAUUUACCAUAUCUUGGGUCUGCGGGGGCUAUAGGUCUGGGAAAUUCGGUCGCAGACGUCAAUUUACCGAGUUUAAAGUGGGUGGAGACCGUCGUGGAGAUUUCUUCUGGAUCUUUAAAGACGAUUGAAUUUCCGAAUUUGGUUAAUAUUGGAAAAGAGAAGACUUCGACAAAUACAAGUACGAGAAGGGCGACGUUGGAGAUUAGUAGAUCUCGAAAUCUCACGGAUGUUUCGUUUCCAAAGUUGGAGUGGAUCAUGUCGGAUUUGAGGAUAAAUGGGUCUGAGAAGUGGACGGAUCUUAAGGGAUUCCCUGUACUGGGAAGUGUGGGAAGGGAUGUUGUUAUCAAUGGAUCAUUUACAAAUAUCGACUUACCAGAGUUAAGAGCUGGGGAUCAGGGAUCGACUUUUUGGAUUAAUAGUCCUCAAGUUGAUUGUACAAAUCUUAUGCAACAAUCGACAUUUACGGAAGGGAAUUGGAAAACCAAUAUUACCUGUAAUGGGAGGAUGUUUGAUCUUUCACCCGAAGGUCCUGUUACAGAGGAUAAGAAGUCACUGUCUGGAGGUGCAAUCGCUGGGAUUGUAGUGGGAGUUAUAGCUGCGAUUGUAGCAGCGUUGAUUGUGGUAUUUGUCUGUUUCAGGAGAAAAGGGUAUACGCAUACUCUACCGUGGAAUAGAAAUGAACCGCCUAAGAUUCCGGAGUUGGAGGAUGGGGAAGGGGGCACAAGGAAGCGUAAAAUAGUGGAACUGGGAGCUGGGACUUCUGGCCAGAGGGCUGCUGAAUUAGACGGCGUAAAGACGAGCGUGAAUCCCGAACUAGAGGGGAGUAUACCCUUAGCUGAGCUGGAGGGGGCAUCGAGAGCGAACAGGGCUCCUGAACAUCAAGUUUCUGAUACAAAGCCACCGGAAUCGGACCAGAGGUAG
Molecule: messenger RNA, 1545 nt
Organism: Orbilia oligospora ATCC 24927
Lineage: Eukaryota; Fungi; Ascomycota; Orbiliomycetes; Orbiliales; Orbiliaceae
Exons: 1
Coding region: 1-1545 (514 amino acids)
Source: RefSeq, a predicted model, not a curated record